Molecule: messenger RNA, 1625 nt
Organism: Capsicum annuum
Lineage: Eukaryota; Viridiplantae; Streptophyta; Magnoliopsida; Solanales; Solanaceae
Product: prostaglandin E synthase 2
Exons: 6
Coding region: 365-1336 (323 amino acids)
Cellular component (GO): mitochondrion
Molecular function (GO): prostaglandin-E synthase activity
Source: RefSeq, a predicted model, not a curated record
GUUUCCAAACAAACACCAGAGGAACUGCCCAUUCGUUACAAAAAUUACCGUGCGCUAACUUAUUCAAAAUAUUAUACAUGCUACACCAACUCAACCCACCAAAAAAACAGGAAAAAAAAAACAAAUAAAGUUUUCCUUCUUUUUCUAUACAGAAGAUUCCCGCGUCUAGUUGUCAAGUUGCAAAAAGUUGACUAUGCUAGUUGGGCCGAGAUUUCCCGAACCGACGGCCCAUGGGCCCAAUUCACUGACGUGGCAACACAAAAACCCUUAGUAAACCCCCAAGUAGUUUACAAAUCGCCAAUAAAGGCCUCUGUAGAGAAAAACUUCACAUCUUCCAUCCAUUUUUCUCAAUCGGAUCGCUGGAAUGAGGAGAGUUGGCAGAAUCGCCGCCGUAUACCGGGCAGUAGACGGCGCCUCCGCCGUAUCGGCACCGCAGCACAGGAUGUCAACGGCGGCGCAUUUUAGCUCGAGCAGCAACAAAUCAUAUGCAAAGUCUAACUGGUUGUUCAACAAUUUGCUCACUGAUCUGUCGGCUAGGACUGCUGCUGCUCAUGCUGUUGCUGGAACAAUGCUUUUCUCGGUGGCGGCUACGACGUUGACAGAAGAAGUUCAUGCUAAAGUAGCUGUGCCGCCGGAAUUACGACCUAAAGAUCUUGUACUUUAUCAGUAUGAAGCUUGUCCUUUUUGUAACAAGGUUAAAGCAUUCCUUGACUACUAUGACCUACCAUACAAGGUCAUUGAGGUCAACCCCAUCAGCAAAAAAGAACUCAAGUGGUCUGAUUAUAAAAAAGUGCCUGUUGUGGUGGUUGAUGGUGAACAGAUGGUGAACUCAUCAGAUAUUAUUGAUCAAUUAUACAAGAAGGUUCGUUCUGCUGAUUCUACCUUUGAUGCCAAUGAAGAGAGCAAAUGGCGCAAGUGGGUGGAUGAUCACUUGGUGCACAUGUUAUCACCCAACAUAUACCGAAGUACCUCAGAAGCUCUUGAAUCAUUCGAUUACAUCACUACUCAUGGUAAUUUCAGCUUUACGGAGAGAAUAACUGCCAAAUAUGCGGGAGCUGCAGCUAUGUAUUUUGUAUCGAAGAAAUUGAAGAAGAAAUAUAAUAUUACAGAUGAGCGUGCAGCCUUAUAUGAAGCUGCAGAAACAUGGGUUGAUGCUCUCAAGGGCCGAGAUUUUCUUGGUGGUUCUAAUCCAAACUUAGCUGAUCUUGCUGUAUUUGGCGUUUUGAGACCCAUUCGCUACCUGAAAUCUGGUAAAGACAUGGUGGAGAACACACGUAUUGGUGAUUGGUAUUCUCGGAUGGAAAGUGCAGUAGGGUCUGCUAGAAUUCAAGCUUGAACGACUUCUAUCGGUCAAUUAGAAAAUCACAAGCAGGAGUAGUUUUUGAAACAAAUUGAUUACAGUUAUGAGAAAGAAUGUUACUUUAAAGCUAGUGACGAUAUAUAAAGGAAAAGGUGCCCUUUAACAAAUUUUUGGUAGUUACAUACAAAAUAAAUUUGGAUUAUGGGCUUGUUUCCAUUCUAUACAUUGACCUAUUCUUCUAGAUGGAAGAUGUAUUUGAGAUGUGCUGAGACAUAAUUGUUGCAGUUUGCCACGACUUUGUCGCAAGAUGGCGUAGAUUCUAUCA